AUGCCCGUCCCCCUCGUGCUCCCUCAUGUUUUCGUUAUCCCUCCCGAGGAAGAGCAACUCCAAACACCGCCCUUCUGCUGCUUCGACGCAGACGAACCAUAUUAUACCGAGAGCGACUCCGACGAGGAAGCAUAUGAGCGUGAACAAUUCUGUCUCGCAGACGACAACUACCAACUCGAAACUAGUCCAUCCACACCCGUAUUCCAUCGUCCACCUCUAGACGAUGGUAACCCACUACCUCGCGCGUCCAGAAGUGUGUGGAAAAGGAGAGGCUCAGAGGCGACGUGUAAACCUCACAUUGACAUUAGAGAGCAUCGCAAAGACGUUCGAGAUGACCCGGAUAUUGUAGAAGUGAUUAAGGUCAGGCGUAGGAAGGACAACUCUGCUCUCAAGAACGAACCCAAGAUGACGCGUUCCGCGACCUUCAAGGAGCGCGCGUCCAAAGCGCUUAAAUCUUUUAGGAGCGUUAGCAAGGCUGUUUCUCGAAAAUCUACCACUAGGGAACAUCUGUCUUCCUCAGAUGAUAUAUUUAAUGCUGCGGAGGGCAUCGACGGUCAACCCCAAGGAUCUAUGGAUGCCCCUCCGUUGACGGCCUCUGCGACGCCUAGCUUGGGGCGGCGUGCCUCUCACUCCCUGUCUCAGCUCCUUCACUCUGCAAAAUCUUUUGCUCCUGAACCGAAGUCUCCCCCCCUUUCACAGGUCAUCCCGUCAGAUACCUCCUCAUCACUUGCCUACCUUCGGAGUUCUGGUUCAGUCCCAGCCGUCAUUCCUCGGGGUUUUACCGAGGAUGAAAAUCCAGAACGUCCAGCCUCUCCAAGCAUGUCUUUCGAUGGUUCAUCACGGAAGCGUUUCUCCCUUAUGGAGUUCCAUCGCAUGUUCACCCCCUCUGCGUCGCCCGACGAAGAAAGCACGCCGCAGUCUUCGUGGGCUGCCUCGCCGUCUACAUCCACGACAUUAUCUGAGCCAGAUGUCCCUAUAGAGGAAGCCGCGUAUGGCGCUAUUUGCUUCGUGGACGUAGAGGAUGGUAAUGGCCAGCAUAAGAUGCGACAUUCUUCUCCCGCAUACGCCGACUCUUCCGAUCAUCAGGGCAGUGGCGACAUUAGUUUUGAGAUGCGGCUUGACUCCCUGCACUUCGACUCCUUGUCGUUUGAUCCCGGCGAAUUCGGUGUUGAUGACGGGCACAAGGACUAUACUUGACGACUUGUAUUUGUCUCUAGAUAUUUCACAUUUCUACGAUCACUCCAUGACAAUGGCAUACAUAC
Coniophora puteana RWD-64-598 SS2 is the source of this 1262-nucleotide messenger RNA. RefSeq lists its product as uncharacterized. NCBI's taxonomy places the organism in Eukaryota, Fungi, Basidiomycota, Agaricomycetes, Boletales, Coniophoraceae. Bases 1 to 1197 code for a protein of 398 amino acids. The record is from RefSeq and is a predicted model, not a curated record. The transcript is spliced from 2 exons.